Molecule: messenger RNA, 1445 nt
Organism: Sipha flava (yellow sugarcane aphid)
Lineage: Eukaryota; Metazoa; Arthropoda; Insecta; Hemiptera; Aphididae
Exons: 3
Biological process (GO): transmembrane transport
Cellular component (GO): membrane
Molecular function (GO): transmembrane transporter activity
Source: RefSeq, a predicted model, not a curated record
UGCACGUGUAAGAACGGCAGCGGUCCGUUACGUGUGGCGAACUACUCGAAUUCGUAUGGACUAGUAGUAUGGUCGUGUGGAUCGCAGUGUGUGAGGACAUUAGUCAUUCGUUUGCAUUUAAAUAACGUCUUAUCAACGUGGUGCUCAAUUACGUUGAUCAAUAUUGUAAUCGUUUCUAACGCUGAACAGACCCGGUACAGUCAAACGAACGGAAAUCGCACGCGCUGUCGGUCGGUCUCGCGUUCCAGGACACGUGUAACACUCGCUCUCGGACACACGGUGAACAGUUAUUUUUUUUUCUCUUGCGACGACCCAUUGUAACGAUUAAUACCGUUGCGCGACGUAAGUGUUGCAACGGUUCGGACUGAAAAUGUUGACUUUUAAAGCCGUGAUGGCGAACGUGUCGGUGGAGCCGGUGGCGUUCUUGUACUUCGUCACGAUGGUGUUCUCGGGGUACCUGAACACGAACCUCUUGCUGUACAAGGCGUGCGACCCGACUGGCGAGAUGGCCCAGCAUGUGGGAUCCAAGUGCCCUGACGAGGCCAAGGCGCAGCACGUGGUGGCGCCGAUCAACGGCUAUAAGCUGCUGGUGCAGCAGGUGGUGCCCAUCACACUGGUCAUGUUCGCGGGCACGUGGAGCGACCGGCACGGCCGUCGCCGCAGGCCUCUCGUGUUGUUGCCCAUCAUCGGCCAGAUACUUUCGGACGCGCUGUCGCUAUACUGCACCGUCCGGUGGUCGGUGUCCCCCGCGGUUACGGCCACCAUGCAGGCGGCCGCGAUAGCGUGCUCGGGCGGACCGGCGAUGCUGUUCAACGGCAUCAACUCGUACGUGGCCGACAAGACGGCCGAGGAAUGGCGUACGGUCAAAUAUGGCAUGAUCGGCGGCGUCAUAUCAGUGGGCUUCAUACUGGGAAUGCUCGUGUACGGCUCGGUCAUCGUCAACGUGGGCUUUGCGGCCGCGUACCAGAUCUCCAUAGGCCUAGGUCUGUUGUGCCUGGCGCUGGCGUUCGGUUUUAUGGACGACGCCGAGCUGACACCGUCCGACAACCUACCGCUGUACCGGGACGUAUUGCGCACCAUAAACCCCAUGGAAGUAUUGCGCAACUCUUACGGCGUGCUGACCAAACGGCGCCAAGGCAACGACACCGUCAUCCUGUGCAUCGUCGUGCUGUUAUGCGCUCCACUUACGUGCAUACCGCUGGAGGGAGAGAUGUCAGUUAUGUAUUUAUUUUUGAGGUAUAAAUUUCAAUGGAACGAAGAACAAUUUAGUGUUUUCAACGCUUAUCAGAUGACCGUUGUAUUAAUAGGUACAAUAUUUGCAUUAGGAAUUUUAAGCCACAAAUUUCGAAUGGACGAUGCAUUGAUUGGUACUAUCGCUGCAAUAUUUGAUUUACUUUGUGCUAUAGCUUUCUUUUUAGUUACUCAAUCAUGGCAACUAUACAUAG